CGGCUAUGAACGUCGAAGAUGAUCAACUUGAAUGUACUCCCAUACCUGCUAGAAUAUGAUUGAGACAAUCUACAUCGCUAGACAUGGGUUCAGAUUGAACUGGAUCAACACUAACUGGAAGAGUCCUACAGGUCUUCCAAGAGAUCCUCCCUUGGCCGCUUAUGGAGAGACUCAAGCACAGGAACUUGCAGCCUACUUUCUAGCUAUUCCCGAAGAGAAGCGUCCCACCAUCAUACUAUCUUCCCCUUACUAUCGGUGUCUGCAAACGUCCAAGCCGACCUCCAAAGCUCUUGAAGUGCCCAUCUAUGUCGAACACGGAUUGUCCGAAUGGUAUUCCCCUGUCGCUCCUGGCACUGGCUUGCACCCUAGGCCAUCGUCCGCUGCAGUCAUGCAAACAUACUUUUCAGAGAUCGACCCCUCGUGGUCCUCAAUCUGGUAUCCCACGCGAAGAGGCGAGGACGUCGAAGCCUUGCAUGAGCGCGCCAACGGUGUAUCAGAUCUGCUCGUUACGGAGAUAGAAAAGCGCUUUGGCAUCAAGCAUAAGAACAUUCUUCUAGUCAGUCAUGCUGCGAUUGUCAUCGUGCUGUGCCGGGCCUUGCUAGCACAGCCAGAUCUCCCUUUGAGAGUUGGCUGCUGCUCAAUCUCCGAGUUUUCUCGUAAAUCAGAUGCUUCGGGUGUAUUGGGUGCUUGGGAGGCCAAGGCUUUGGCUUCAGGGAGCCACCUCAAGGAAGGUGCGUCCAGGGACUGGGGCUUGGAGGACAUCCAGAUUGCAAAUGGCAAGGUUAUAUCAGACCAGGGUGUUCCCGGGACGCAAGAGGAAGAAGACAAUUGUGGGCCACAGAUACAUCGCAGCAGUUUGUGAUAGUUCUUAGAGCUAUAUGUGGUAGUGUCUCAGAAACCUUUGACAAGUUAGACCAGAUAGAAGAAUCGGUAGAAUCACGCAGUGGCAUGUUUUAAAUGUCUGGACGGGUGUCAUCAAUCUAUUUUGCGAAAGCUCCCUCCGCGACUAGUAUUAGCGC
Messenger RNA from Suillus subalutaceus, 1019 nucleotides. Its product is annotated as histidine phosphatase superfamily. The coding region runs from base 56 to 862 and encodes 268 amino acids. The transcript has 7 exons. The record is from RefSeq and is a predicted model, not a curated record. Lineage: Eukaryota; Fungi; Basidiomycota; Agaricomycetes; Boletales; Suillaceae.